Prunus avium (sweet cherry) is the source of this 1600-nucleotide messenger RNA. Its product is annotated as cinnamoyl-CoA reductase 1-like. Lineage: Eukaryota; Viridiplantae; Streptophyta; Magnoliopsida; Rosales; Rosaceae. The record is from RefSeq and is a predicted model, not a curated record. Gene Ontology annotation, molecular function: oxidoreductase activity, acting on the CH-OH group of donors, NAD or NADP as acceptor.
AUCAAAUGACGUGUAAUCUUAGGAAGCUCUUGAUAUGUGACGUGUAGUCUUAGUCUGGCUCCAACCCUCGAGAACAAGCCAGACCGACUCAGGGUCAGUUAAGAUUGACAGAGAGAGAGAGUGAGAGAGAGAGAAACAGGGAACACAGAGAGUUGUUUGAAUAAAAUGGCGCUUGAGAAGGGAAGGUACUGUGUAACAGGGGCUGGCGGGUUCGUUGCGUCGUGGGUCGUUAAGCUUCUGCUUUCCAAGGAUUGCACUGUCCACGGCACCGUUAGAGACCCCAGCAAUGACAAGUACGCCCACUUGAAAAAACUUGACAAGGCAUCUGAGAACCUUAAACUAUUCAAAGCCGACUUAUUGGACUAUGAAUCCCUUCGUGCAGGGAUUCUAGGAUGCGGCGGAGUGUUUCAUGUUGCUAGUCCAGUCCCCUCCACCACUGUGCCAAAUCCUGAGGUAGAAGUUAUUGAACCUGCCGUGAAGGGAACACUUAAUGUACUUAAAGCAUGCCUUGAAGCAAAAGUCAAACGAGUUGUUUUUGUGUCCUCUGUUUCUGCUGUGAUCAUGAAUCCUAGGUGGUCUGAAGGUCAAUUGUUGGAUGAAACUUGUUGGUCGGAUAAGGAAUACUGCAGAAAAACUGAGAAUUGGUAUAGUCUUUCAAAAACUUUAGCAGAAUGGGAGGCUCUGGAGUUUGCAAGAAGAAAUGGGCUUGACUUGGUAACUAUUUGUCCUACACUUAUUUUGGGGCCAAUUCUGCAGUCCACUGUAAAUGCAAGUACCCUGGUCCUCAUCAAGCUUUUGAAAGAAGGGUAUGAGUCAUUGGAAAACAAGGUCCGAAUGAUAGUUGAUGUGCGGGAUGUAGCUCAAGCAGUCCUUCUAGCGUAUGAGAAGCCCGAGGCUGAAGGAAGAUACAUAUGCACAGCCCGCCAUAUCAAGGCAAGAGAUCUCGUGGAGGAGCUGAGGAGCAUUUAUCCUGGCUACAAUUAUCCUAAGAACUUUAUUGAAGUAGAAGAACAGCAGCGGUUGAGCUAUGAGAAACUGCAGAGGCUGGGUUGGAGUGUCCGGCCAUUGAAGGAGACGCUCAUUGACUCUGUUGAAAGCUACAAAAAGGCUGGAAUCUUAGAUUGAAAAGAUACUACAUGCUCUGAACCCAUCUUACAAAGAGGAAAGUUUGGCUUGCUGCAAUUAGCUUGGAGUCCACCCUAUUAUAUAUGUUACGUUUCUGUCUUGCUUCCUCUUCCCUUUAAUACACAAGCCUUUGGACCGUGGAGAAGGCUUUAUCUUUUCUCCCACGUUCUCCCCUUAAUUACCUGACAUUGACAACAGGUUGGGCAGACCAAAGGCUAGACAUUAAUGGCUGCAUGUUCAGCCACCCUAUAUAGAACCAUAGAGUAGGUACUCCCUGAAACAAGUCAACAAUUGUCCUUAAAUGCUCUCUUAGUUUUCCAGCAGCUUGCCACCCUUCAUUUAUUGUAUCUUUAUGUGAGCCAACUUUUCCAACACCAUCUUCUUCUCAUCUUCCAUAUGAAUUCUUGUUUAUGAAUUGUCCAAGAUAUUUAGAACCUUGGUUUUUAUGUAAAAUUUGAAAGUAUGUUGUUCUUGA